Messenger RNA from Drosophila obscura, 1151 nucleotides. Its product is annotated as protein late bloomer. NCBI's taxonomy places the organism in Eukaryota, Metazoa, Arthropoda, Insecta, Diptera, Drosophilidae. Gene Ontology annotation, cellular component: membrane. The record is from RefSeq and is a predicted model, not a curated record. The transcript is spliced from 5 exons. The coding region runs from base 417 to 1076 and encodes 219 amino acids.
UCUCGGUCAUUCGCCGGGACGGACUCCGAGUCGAGUAACGACUGGCACACAAAAUACAAAAUACGAGGCGGAGACAGAGACAGAGACGGACAUAGACACGGACUCGUACCCGGACGCGUACAGCCACUCAGCGGAUUUGUAAACAUUUCGCUGCUUCUUAGUGAUCGUUUUUUUUUUGGGUUUUGGCUUUAUUUUGCUUUGGGCUGAACGAGUUCUCUACGCGGCAGCCGAAGGCAUUAACAGUUUGGGUCACAAGCGGCGUGCGUCGGAAAUUGUCGGACGCGAGUGGAAAACGAAUUUCCACCGAGCGAAAAGCGUGUGAAUGCUGGAGUUCAUUUCAAUCACAGUGUUCAAAACAUAAUUAUUAUAGCUCCUACGAGGGUGAUAUAUUAUUGGUAAUUAUUAUUGGCGUCAGAAUGCCAACAAUUCGCGUGUGCCUGCAAUGGACUGCGGUGGUCUUCAAUACAAUUACUUUGACCAUCGGCAUCCUGGCGGCCCUGGCCGGCGUCUACGAGCUGGAUAGGUAUGACGAGGGCUCCGCCGAGCAUCUGCAGAAGUUUGUGCAGCUGGGCAUGGCGGGUACUUUGAUUUUGGCAGCUCUUAUUGGAUGCCUCGGCGCCUUUCUGGGCUCCAUAAAGGUCAUGGUGAUGCACCUCACCCUGUUGGGCAUCUUGAUUGUCUCGCACAUCUGGAAGCUCUCCCACUACAACGAGACCAAGCAGCUGGAUGCCACCGAGGUCUACGUCAUGUCGCUGUGGAUGGAGGAGCUAGUCCACCAGGGCGCCAUUCGGCAGCUACAGCGAGAGUUCGAGUGCUGUGGCAACAAGGGGUUCGGGGACUAUACGAGCCUCAACAUCAAGGUGCCCACCAGCUGUUUCCAUACCAAGGACGGCCUUCACGCCCUGCAUCCCUAUGCCGAGGGCUGCAUGGCGGCCGUGAAGCGAGCCUUUCUCGAGAUCUAUCGCUAUGAGAAGUGGGCACACUGUGGACUCAUCGGCUACGAGCUUGUGGGCAUCAUCUUGGGCAUCACGCUGUGCUGUCAGCUAACCAACAAGACACGUCGCUAUGCCUACUGAUUACCCCACACUCAUUUAUACCCGUACAUAAGCAUUUGCAACAUAGCUACAUAAUAAACAAUACAUUUGAUAAAA